UUUCUCUUAUAUAUUGCAUCAUCUCAAGUAUUCAAAAACAGCCAUUCAGUCCUCAUCCCAUCCAGAACAGUCUUCUAAACCUAUUCCAUCCCCUUUCUCAAACCUCCAGUUUAAAUUUCAUCUACCAUCUUCAUCAUGCGUUUCUCUCAGUUCGCCAUCUUGGCUGUUGCCUCUGCAGUCACCGUUGCUGCUGCUCCCGCUCCUGCUGAUUAUGGCAACUACGGAGCAUACGGUGCUUAUGGACAAUACCAAAACUACCCACAGUCAACCACAACUACCUCAACGAGCAGCACUGCCAGUGCUACUCCCACAGGCUAUGGUUCUUACGGUUCUUACAGCGCUUACAAGGAGAAGCGUGAAGCUCUCCCUGAAGCUGCUCCCGAGCCAGAGCCAGCUGCUGCAGGCUACGGAAACUACGGAUCGUAUGGAAAGUACGGAUCAUAUGGUUCUUACCCACAAUCAUCUAAAUCUUCUGCUACCCCAAGCCCAACACCUACUGGGUAUGGAAGCUAUGCCAGCUACGGUAGCUACAAGAGGGAGGGUGAGGCAGAGGUUGUGGCUUAAAUACCGGCGUUCACAAUCGUAGACGGAUGCAGCAAGAAAUCGAACAAGAGAGAAAACUGACAGAGGACGAGCGAGUCAGGGUUAGAAAACAGUCCUUACGGAUAAUUAGUAAUGAUGAAUAACUAUCUUGAGACACU
Molecule: messenger RNA, 701 nt
Organism: Mollisia scopiformis
Lineage: Eukaryota; Fungi; Ascomycota; Leotiomycetes; Helotiales; Mollisiaceae
Exons: 5
Coding region: 136-564 (142 amino acids)
Source: RefSeq, a predicted model, not a curated record